Messenger RNA from Penicillium nucicola, 1488 nucleotides. Its product is annotated as Zn(II)2Cys6 transcription factor domain-containing protein. The transcript is spliced from 2 exons. The record is from RefSeq and is a predicted model, not a curated record. Bases 1 to 1488 code for a protein of 495 amino acids. Gene Ontology annotation, molecular function: zinc ion binding; DNA-binding transcription factor activity, RNA polymerase II-specific. Gene Ontology annotation, biological process: regulation of transcription by RNA polymerase II. Lineage: Eukaryota; Fungi; Ascomycota; Eurotiomycetes; Eurotiales; Aspergillaceae.
AUGAAGUUCAGCACAAGCUCCUACGCGAGAAGCAGGUCUCGUCGAUCUCACACUAAAUCUCGCAUCGGAUGUGGAAAUUGCAAAAGACGGCGAAUCAAGUGCGAUGAGGCUGCGCCAGAAUGUAUGAAUUGCAUCCGACAUUCUAUUGAAUGCAAUUAUGGGCAAGCCUGGCAGCGUGACAGGCCCAUAGUGGCAGACGAAAGGACCAUGACACCGAGUACCAGUGAACAGCCGAGAAAGGAAUACACGUUCAUUUCUUCAUCCGCCUCUGGCUUUGUCGUGCCAAAGAGAUCCCGCCGUGAGACUGAAGACUCGGCGAUGCGGCAAUCUUCAUCCACCGAUUCGGAGAGCACUGUAGCCAAAAGCCCGUUUCAAUUCACGGGGACUGAUAUGAUUCUAUUUCAUCAUUGCCUCUCAGCAACUGACCUCAAAGUCCACAUCCCAGACCAGCUCAUCCGGCUGGGCUUGUCCGUCCAUUAUGUGCUGCAUUUGCUACUAGCAAUCUCGGGCUUUCAUAUGAAGCGAACAUCAACAAAUGACCCGAGGCACCAGUAUGGGCCGCCAGAUAUCGAUUUUUAUGUUGAGGUUGAACGUCAUCUGAAAAGUGCAGCUGCUGAGGUUGCAACUGCAGACCCUCAGAUACACCAAGAGAAUAGCCACUCACUCUAUAUCGCGUCCCUAUUCAUCUUCAUUUGUUCGCUUGCCCGAGGUCCUCAGCCUGGGGAGUAUCUGGCUUUCCGUGAUGACAGGGAUAUCCCAGGGUUUUGUCUUUUCACUGGUAUGCGAUCAAUCCUGGAGGCCAGUACCCAACUUGGGGUUUCCGAGAGUAUUUCAGAGGUGCAUCCCAAGCAGAGGCAAGGGGUAUCCCCAGAACGAGAACAAGAACGAGAAACAGAGCCAAGCCAUGGCAUCUCAUCAAGCGAAGCUAUCAACUACAAAGUUGACCAAUCCUCAUGUCCAUUCUUGGAGCCACUCAACAAGUUGAAAGGUCUGGUACUGAAUGCAUUCUCCUCAAGUGACCCCAGCCAUUCAACCUACUGUGCUAUAUUCGAGUUGCUCCUAUCACGCUAUAACCACAUACUUGGUGGCUCUGUUCCUAUUGCUAGCCCAGAACUGUGGCCGCAGAUAUUCAGUUGGUUAUAUUUACUACCGGAUAGUUUCGCAAAGGACAUGCAACAAAAGCACCCGGUUGCACUUUUGAUAUUUUCCUAUUUUGCGGUACUGUUGAAUGAGCUUGACUCGGUUUGGUUUAUUCGAGGGUGGCCUCUGCAUAUUGUGGAGGGAGUUUCUCGUAAUUUCAGGGCUGCGCUACCAGCCGUUUAUUGUUUGGCCCAUGAAUCAGGUCAGGAUGGCUUGAUUCUCUUCGGUGGACCCAUUUCCACUCAGGACAUGUUCAACUUGUGUAUAAACUUUUUCUUUGAAUUCAAGUAUUGCACAAGCCAUCAGACUAGAUUUGCUUUCCACUUCACUGUGUCACUGGAAUGGUAG